This is a messenger RNA of Gigantopelta aegis, 3723 nucleotides long. RefSeq names its product alanine aminotransferase 2-like. The transcript has 2 exons. The record is from RefSeq and is a predicted model, not a curated record. Lineage: Eukaryota; Metazoa; Mollusca; Gastropoda; Neomphalida; Peltospiridae. Gene Ontology annotation, biological process: biosynthetic process. Bases 172 to 1635 code for a protein of 487 amino acids. Gene Ontology annotation, molecular function: L-alanine:2-oxoglutarate transaminase activity; pyridoxal phosphate binding.
CAAGGGCUAGUGAAUUCGGCGGUGGGAAAAUUCAUCGUGUUGUGUGAUAACGGUAAAAAUAACGGUACCAAAUCACGAGAACAACUUAAAGCCAAAAAGUUAAUUUUACUGCUAUUCGUUUGGAUCGUUAGAAGAGGAGAGAAGGAAAGGAGAUAUAUUAAAUAGUCCAAAAUGGCAGGCAAGAACGAUAAAACCGGUAAAGUACUGACAAUGGAAACUUUAAACCCAAAUAUCAAAAUUAUGCAAUAUGCAGUUAGGGGUCCCAUAGUAGCAAGGGCAACCCAGCUAGAGAAAGAACUUGAAAAAGGUGCUAAAAAACAUUUUGAAAAAGUGGUAAGAGCAAAUAUAGGAGACUGCCAUGCAACAGGCCAAAAGCCCAUGACAUUUAUCAGACAAGUUGUAGCAUUGUGUACCUACCCAGAUCUGCUGAUGAAAAACCCUGAUUUUCCUGCAGAUGCCAAAGAACAUGCAAAAAAGCUGCUGGCUGGCUGUAAAGGUGGUAGUAUAGGUUCGUAUAGUGCUAGUUCAGGCAUUGAUGUGAUUCGAAAAGACAUUGCUGCGUAUAUUACAAACCGCGAUGGACAUCCAUCAGACCCAGAAGAUAUCCAUUUAUCAACGGGAGCCAGUGAUGGAAUAAAGUCGAUUUUGAGUUUAGUUUUGACAGGCAAGUUGGGUAAGGAUCGGGCUGGAAUAAUGAUACCUGUUCCACAGUACCCACUGUACACUGCUGCUAUUGCCGAAUUUAAUGCAUUUGCCAUACCAUAUUACUUGGAUGAAGAUAACCAUUGGGGUCUUGAUUUAAAAGAACUAAAGAGAGCGAUAGAUACAGCUCGACCAGAGUGCAAACCACGAGCGAUUGUUGUAAUCAACCCUGGAAACCCAACCGGACAAGUUCUCACACGUGAAAACAUCGAAGGCAUUAUCAAGUUUGCCAAACAGGAAAGGCUGUUUAUUCUAGCCGACGAAGUUUAUCAACACAAUGUCUAUGCAGCUGGCAGCAAAUUCUUCUCUUUCAAGAAAAUCUUGAUGGAACUUGGUGCUGGUUAUAACAACAUGGAACUUGCAUCAUUUAUGUCGGCUUCUAAAGGUUUCAUGGGUGAAUGUGGCUAUCGGGGCGGGUAUUGUGAAGUGUUGAAUUUGGACCCAGAUGUAAAACUUCAGUAUCUGAAGAGUAUAUCUGCCAAGCUUUGUCCUCCCAUCUCAGGCCAAAUAGUCAUUGAUGUCGUGGUCAGUCCCCCCAAACCUGAUGACCCUUCCUACAAGCUUUUCCAGGAAGAGAAGACAGAAGUUCUAUCCCAACUUGCGAAAAAAGCUGCCCUGGUUACGAAAACAUUCAACUCUAUUGAAGGAGUAAAGUGUAAUGAGGUCCAGGGAGCAAUGUAUGCAUUUCCACGAAUCUUUUUACCCGAGAAAGCUAUACAGGCAGCCAAAGAAAAAAAUCAAAGUCCAGACUCUUUCUACUGUUUUCAGCUGUUGGAGGAAACUGGGAUCUGCACAGUGCCUGGGAGCGGGUUCGGAGAGAAACCCGGGACGUAUCAUUUCCGAACAACCAUUUUGCCACCGUUAGCAGAGAUUGAGAAACUCCUGAAAACAUUCUCAGAGUUUCAUUUGAAAUUCAUGAAGCAGUACAAAUAAAGCUCACCGAAGAUGAGUUGGAUCAGGACUGUAUACCAUGUAUACUCGCACUCAGAGGUUUAGCUCCUACACAGCAUCGGGCUACUUGCAUAUGUACAGUACUUGUUUUAGAAAUAACUGGAGUGUGAUACAGUAAACGGAAAUUAUGUAGGUGUGGGUGUGUGCAUGCAUGUGUGCACAAUGUCUUUAUACAUACAGGUAGUUACAAGUAUAAUCAGUCUAGUGCUAUUUUUAAGUAAACCAAGUUAGUUUUUUUAGGUUUUUUAAGGUAAUACUUGGAGUCUAUUUCACUUAACUUAAACUUAAACGUGCAAAACUAUGUUUAUGAUGUUUAGUGAAAUAGGCUCCUGUUAUCUAUUUUUUUAUCACAUGUAAACUCAAUCUAGUGCUAUUAUCAUUAAAUUAAACAAAGUCUAGUGCUAUUUUUGUUAAUUUAUCUUAUAAAUUUAACACUAGUCUGAAAAUGUGUUUUCGGUUACCAUUUUCCUGUCUCCUUUUGUUCUGUUCUGUGACUUUCUUGCUUUCCAUCUCUUCAUCCCUGUCCUUGUCCAACCAACUACUACAGGUGCAGGGUUCCAGCUGCCGUUCGCCAUUGUUGCCAAUUGGCGAAUUAUCACAAAUUUGGCUAUAAUCUGGUCAAUCAGGCGAUACAAAAUGGCGAUUUUUUUUUUUUUCAACCAAUGUUUCCCGAAAUUCGGAUUAUCUUAUUUUCCUAAUAUAUAUAUAUUAUAUAUAUAUAUUUAAUGUCGCCGCCAUUCCAAAGAAAAUAUACGCGCGAAACCCUUGCCCUUAAUAAAAUAAAAUGUGGAUGCAGUGAAUCGUGAACCAAUCAAAUCGUUAACGAUUCCUCACGAAUAAAAUCUACAUACAGGGCUCUGUUCGAUCGAGUACUUCAUUCGUAUGAAUAUAUUUAUUUCAGUUUGCGUAAGCUCGGUAUAACCUAUUAAAACGCCAGAUAUGCGGGUCCACAAUGUUUUAUUUAAGUUUCACACCGAAUUAUAUUCUUAUGUUUUAUCUACCAAGAUCAUUUGCAUUUUGUAUCAUUGUUUAGGUUUAAUUUUAAAACAUUGUUCUAGUAAAUCAAACGCUCGUUCAAAUGCGAUCUUUAAUCACAGUUAUCACGUGGUGACGCUAAGCGGGACCGGGUUGUUUUUAUUUCACAAUUAUAGUUUGUUAACAAUCUGAAUGGGCCAUUUAAAAAGCAGUUCAAGAAAACCUGAAAAAAAUCACAAAUGUAUUGCUCACUAGGACAACAGUGGAAGAGUAACAUUAAAGGCAUAAUGCCCAAGACAUAUUUUACCGUGCUUGUGCCAGUAAUGCUAUCUGUAACAUGUCUGGUUAAUAGUGUAUGAUUUUAUUAUUAAAAUUAACAUUUACGUAUAUCUUAUUGCUUUCAAUAUCAAUAUAUUGUUUUAUGCCUUUAUAAACUCAUAGCAAUCACCAGAAAAAGUCUGUACUCCAUUUCCACCUUAAGUGUACUUUCAUCCUAAUACCGAUUAUAACUUUUAUUUUAAGAUCAUUACUGAACUCUGGGGGAAAAAAAUUUGAACAUUAAAUACUCAAUUUUAACAGUCAUCCACACACCAUGUCACAUAAUUAUAUUCUUUGAGUGUAAUGAAACUAAACAUUUAUGGGGAAGCAUUGUGAGACUGGAUAUUAAUUAGGAUAGGAAAUUUAAUUAAUUUGAAAAAUAUUGUAGUAAUAGAAAUAUUGUAGUAUUAGAAUUUAUGAAUGAAUAAACACAUUGAAUGUAUUGAAAUACACUUACUUUGAUAGCAGAUAGUAUCCAUGUCUGCUCUUUGUUCCAGUAUCAGCUGCUGUUGUUUUGAGAUCUUCUAGCAUUGUGAAAUAUGCAUCUUUUGGAAUUAACACUUUUUUACAAACUUCAUACUUUUUGUAAAGCUCAGUUUUAAAUUUAUCUUCAUAGGACUCUGACAUCAUGCACUGGUUACAACAGAAGAACUUAUGAUUGAUUGAUUUCAACUUAUUUUCGUGCUUAUAUCCAAUUAAGGUUCAAGCACACUGUCUUGGGCACACACCUCAGCUAUCUGGGCUGCCUGUCCAGGACAGUGGGUUAGUUGUUAGUUG